Molecule: messenger RNA, 1056 nt
Organism: Adineta steineri
Lineage: Eukaryota; Metazoa; Rotifera; Eurotatoria; Adinetida; Adinetidae
Source: the annotation of a GenBank genome assembly
AUGUCUGAAGCAAGUUUUUUUGGUUUAUCAGAUACUGAAGCAGACAGUGUUGAUCCGCAUUAUCGAUUACUUAUGUUAAAAUUUGUUCAUUCAUUAGAUGAUGCUGGAUAUGGCGUUGAAAAAAUGAAUGGUACAAAAACAUCAGUACAUAUUGGACAAUUUUCAACAGAUCAUGCAGUUGCAACAACUCGUAUGAGACCUGAACAUCGAUCAAGAUUCCAUGGACCUAAUAGUUUAUUAUACAAUGCAUCAGCACGUUUAUCAUAUUAUUUUAAUAUACAUGGUCCAAAUGUAUCAUUAGAUGUUGCUUGUUCAUCAUCUUUAGAUGCUUUACAUAUGGCUGUACAGUGUCCUCGUAGAGAUGAAGCUGAUAUGGCUGUAUGUAGUGUCGAUCAUUUAGUUCUAAUGCUAAUGGUUAUGCUAAAGGUAAAAAGUGAUGAUCUUGGUCUUUUACUAUUAAAACAAUUAAGUGAUGCUGAACGUGAGGGCGAUCCAAUUAAAGCCAAUUACUUAGGUCGACUUUCUAAUCAAUCAAAUCUUGAUAUACCAUUAUUAUUAGAUUUAAUUAAAAGUAAUUUAGGACAUACAGAAGGUGCAGCUGGUGUAGCAUCACUUAUUAAAGUUGCUAUGUGUAUGUAUCGUCGUGGUAUUACAGCAAAUAUGCAAUUUACUUCACUUAAUCCAAAAAUAGAAGCACAAAAAUAUAAUCUACAUAUUGUUCAAAAUUUUGUAUCAUUUCCAAUAUUUCUAAAUAAUGAAAAAAUAGCUAUAGGUAUUAAUUCAUUUGGAAUGGGUGGCACAACAACACAUGCUAUUAUUGAAGAAUAUCAACCAAAUAAAAAAACAUCAAUUACAAAUGGUCAUAUCAAUGGAUAUCACAAUAAAAAACAAAUCAAUGCUUUUCUUAAUGAACAACCAUUACCAGGCCUUUCAAUCAUAUCACGUCCAACAAAACCAUUAGCACAGAAAAUAUGUUUUGUUUUUAGUGGACAAGGUCCACCAUGGUGGUGUAUGGAUAGACAAUCAUAUGAAAGUGAACCUUUGUUUAAUAAAUAG